Messenger RNA from Apodemus sylvaticus (European woodmouse), 1764 nucleotides. It is a transcript of the gene Ebf2, whose product is annotated as EBF transcription factor 2. Gene Ontology annotation, biological process: regulation of transcription by RNA polymerase II. Gene Ontology annotation, molecular function: RNA polymerase II cis-regulatory region sequence-specific DNA binding; DNA-binding transcription factor activity, RNA polymerase II-specific. The transcript is spliced from 16 exons. Lineage: Eukaryota; Metazoa; Chordata; Mammalia; Rodentia; Muridae. The record is from RefSeq and is a predicted model, not a curated record. The coding region runs from base 1 to 1764 and encodes 587 amino acids.
AUGUUUGGGAUUCAAGAUACGCUAGGAAGAGGACCAGCUCUGAAAGAAAAGUCGCUGGGUGCGGAGAUGGAUUCCGUCAGGUCCUGGGUCCGGAAUGUCGGCGUGGUGGACGCCAAUGUCGCGGCUCAGAGCGGUGUUGCCCUGUCCCGGGCCCACUUUGAAAAGCAACCUCCUUCUAACUUGAGGAAAUCCAACUUCUUUCAUUUUGUCCUGGCGCUCUACGACAGGCAGGGACAGCCGGUGGAGAUUGAGCGCACGGCCUUCGUGGACUUUGUGGAGAAUGACAAAGAGCAAGGCAAUGAGAAGACCAACAAUGGUACUCAUUACAAGCUGCAGCUCCUUUACAGCAAUGGUGUCCGCACAGAGCAGGAUCUCUAUGUCAGACUCAUCGACUCUGUCACCAAACAGCCCAUAGCCUAUGAGGGACAGAAUAAGAAUCCCGAAAUGUGCAGAGUUCUGCUGACACACGAGGUGAUGUGCAGUCGAUGCUGUGAGAAGAAGAGUUGUGGGAACCGGAACGAGACCCCGUCAGACCCGGUCAUCAUCGACAGAUUCUUUUUAAAAUUUUUCCUGAAGUGCAAUCAGAAUUGUUUGAAAACAGCAGGAAACCCAAGGGACAUGAGACGGUUCCAGGUCGUGUUGUCCACGACAGUAAAUGUGGACGGACAUGUGCUGGCUGUUUCUGACAACAUGUUUGUUCACAACAACUCUAAGCAUGGAAGGAGAGCAAGAAGGCUUGACCCAUCAGAAGGACACAGAGCUGACUUGUUCUUUUUCUUCUUCCUAGCUACACCCUGCAUCAAAGCCAUCAGCCCAAGUGAAGGCUGGACCACAGGAGGGGCCAUGGUCAUCAUCAUUGGUGACAACUUUUUUGACGGUCUCCAAGUUGUGUUUGGUACCAUGCUUGUAUGGAGUGAGCUUAUAACCCCUCAUGCCAUCAGAGUACAGACCCCUCCCCGGCAUAUCCCUGGAGUUGUGGAAGUGACACUAUCUUAUAAAUCCAAACAGUUCUGCAAAGGAGCCCCAGGCAGGUUCAUCUACACAGCCUUAAAUGAACCCACCAUAGACUAUGGCUUUCAAAGACUGCAGAAAGUCAUCCCCAGGCACCCAGGCGACCCCGAGAGGCUAGCUAAGGAAAUGCUAUUGAAAAGAGCCGCGGACCUGGUGGAAGCCCUGUAUGGCACACCCCACAAUAACCAGGACAUCAUUUUAAAGCGUGCUGCAGACAUCGCUGAAGCCCUGUACAGUGUCCCUAGGAACCCCAGCCAGAUUCCAGCUCUCUCCAGCUCCCCAGCUCAUAGCGGAAUGAUGGGCAUCAACUCUUACGGCAGCCAGCUCGGGGUCAGCAUUUCAGAGUCCACACAAGGAAAUAACCAAGGAUACAUCCGCAACACAAGCAGCAUCUCCCCGCGGGGAUACUCCUCCAGCUCCACGCCUCAGCAAUCUAAUUACAGCACCUCCAGUAACAGCAUGAACGGCUACAGCAAUGUUCCUAUGGCCAACCUGGGUGUGCCGGGAUCCCCAGGAUUUCUGAAUGGCUCUCCCACAGGCUCCCCAUAUGGAAUCAUGUCGUCAAGCCCCACCGUGGGAUCCUCCAGCACGUCCUCCAUCCUCCCGUUCUCCUCUUCAGUUUUUCCUGCUGUCAAACAGAAGAGUGCCUUUGCCCCUGUCAUCAGGCCCCAAGGCUCCCCUUCGCCUGCCUGCUCCAGCGGCAAUGGGAACGGAUUCAGAGCCAUGACAGGACUUGUUGUACCCCCGAUGUAA